Mercenaria mercenaria is the source of this 914-nucleotide messenger RNA. RefSeq names its product calcitonin gene-related peptide type 1 receptor-like. Gene Ontology annotation, biological process: adenylate cyclase-modulating G protein-coupled receptor signaling pathway. The record is from RefSeq and is a predicted model, not a curated record. Gene Ontology annotation, cellular component: plasma membrane. The transcript is spliced from 5 exons. Bases 197 to 793 code for a protein of 198 amino acids. NCBI's taxonomy places the organism in Eukaryota, Metazoa, Mollusca, Bivalvia, Venerida, Veneridae. Gene Ontology annotation, molecular function: G protein-coupled peptide receptor activity.
AGUUCGUCGCCGCGAUGCCAUUAUUUUGCUUAUAUCUAUAAUGUAUCUCAAUUACCAGCAGCUGAAAGUUUGGUAUUAGUAGACUUGACACAUUGUUGAGCGUGCACACAGACAUAAAGGCGUUCAAAGCGAUUGUUUAAUAAAGGACUUCGUUAGUUCAACCAUCGUGAUAAAUUAUUGCUGGCUGUUAAUUAAAAUGGACGGAGUAUGCAGGGACAGUUUUGGAUUGUUGAAUAAUUCUAUUUUUAAUGUUUGGACAUGUUCAUUGUGUUAUAUGUAUUUAUUUCCAACAGAAAAAUUAAAAUUCAAUUUUAACAGAAUAUCGCCCGGCUUAAUAGAUGUAGAUGUACGAAAUGCUUCGGAUUUAAAGAGCACUGAGUAUAUCUGUGAUAGCCUGGACGAAUAUGAUUGUACCAGAUGGAAAGACUGUUGUAGAUCAGCCGAACAGUGUUGCCAGCAUCAGCGGGACACACCUUUUCCAACUAAAAAAAAAGUCUGUCCUCGCACUUGGGAUGGCUACAGCUGUUUUGAGGAUACCUAUCCGGGAGAUACCGCGAAGAUUUCGUGUCCAAGCUACAUGAAAUAUGGAGAUCUGCGAGGUCAUGUUGAGAAAUCUUGUACAGAAAAUGGGACGUGGCUGUCACAUCCUUACACUGGGAAGCAAUGGACAAAUUACACGGGGUGUGUAACAAUAAAGAGCAUCAGCGGGGUGGUUAACGCAGAAGUGUCAGCAAAUGCCUUCAGUCUUCUGCUUCUUGUUCCGUCUGUGGCAAUUUCCCUGACAUUCAGGUAAACAAUAAAACAUGAAGCGGUGCAAUAUACUGUAAUUCGUGUUGAGAACAAUUAACUGUGCUAAAUUUCAUUUAUGACCCUCAUUUGAAGAAACAAGACAUGAAAUACUAUUGUUUAUUGAU